CUGCCCCCAUCUCUGACUCCUGCUGCAUGUCAAAAAAACUCACCACAGGCUCCAUCCAGCAUGUUCAGGUGGCCUCUUCAGUGGUGACAUCGCUCAAUCAUCUGAAGCCUCCAGAGAGGACCUCACGCUGAUGUCUCACAUGAAGUCUAUUAAGUCUCUGCGGCAUGCUGGCAUCACUGCAGUCUUCACUGGACAAACGAAGCUUGACGGUGAGGAGGUGCUGAAGGAGUUACCGAUUGUCGAUGUGAUCCUGGCUGACAUUGACUCCCUGGUGCCCACUCACGAUGAAACCGGUCGGCCCAUCGCAGAGUGGAAGCGACAGGUGAUGGUUCGGCAGCUGCAGGUCAGACUGCAGGAUGAGGAGGAGCAAAGGAGGCAGGACGUGGCCAAUGGCUACAUACCCGUAGACGGCUGGAAGUACUCCCAAACCCACAACGCAGUCCUGGGGCCCUUUGGAGAGCUUCUAACAGAGGAGGAUCUGGUGUAUCUGCAGCAACAGAUUGAGUCUGUUUCACUGCAGAAACGCUGCCAGGCCUAUGAGCUGGAGCUGACCAGGCUGACUGAGGAGCUUAGGUCAAUUUUACCUGAUCCUAUUGUCAACAUUUCCCUCAACAAAGAAGCCCUGCAACAGAUGGACUCUGAGGGGAAAAUGCCCCGACUCUGCCACUCUGGUGCAGUCGUGUCUCGGAGAUUGUUAGGAGUAUGUCUCUGCUGGUGGCUAAUCUGACUCAAACCACAGAAGAAGAGGGUGGGAGGAUGAUAGUGGAUGGAAUGAUG
Messenger RNA from Acanthochromis polyacanthus (spiny chromis), 777 nucleotides. It is a transcript of the gene espnlb, whose product is annotated as espin like b. Gene Ontology annotation, molecular function: actin filament binding. The transcript has 4 exons. Gene Ontology annotation, biological process: actin filament bundle assembly. The coding region runs from base 131 to 727 and encodes 198 amino acids. Lineage: Eukaryota; Metazoa; Chordata; Actinopteri; Pomacentridae. The record is from RefSeq and is a predicted model, not a curated record. Gene Ontology annotation, cellular component: cytoplasm.